AUGAGCACAGAAACUGCUCCCCCAUCCUACGAGUCCGUCGUGCAGGGCCUGAUUACGAAAACAGAUGGCAAACAAUUAACUGCUGACCAGCUUAAUGCCUAUGCGGCAUCACUGACUCCGGCUGAAAAGUCGAGCAUUGCAAAUGCGCCCCUUCCGGAUCCAAAAAACCUUACUCCGGAAGAAGUUGCCAAAUUUCACGAGAAGGUCCAGAAGGACUUGACUGAUCCUGCAGCCCUUGAGACCUUCAAGGCUGCAGCGCGGGACGCCGUGAAAGCAUAUAAAGAACUUGAUCAGAAGUUUGCGUCAAUUUACACUCAACUUGCCAAGAUCGAUAGCGACAACAACUUGACCAGUACUGACCAGUUCCUUCCGAAAUUCGAAGAUAUUCAGAACUCAUGGCGUAAAGUGCUCAAGGACAGUCGCACCUUGGCUGCAGAUGUUUCAGUAUAUGCAAAGGGCUUCGAUGAUACCAUUCUUCCGGUCGUUGCCGACCCGACCCUGGAUGUCAAAACAAAGCUGGCCGUCCUGGAUGCUGCCAAGGAGAACACAGAAGGUUAUCAUGGCAGGGCGGAUGACAUCAAGACCCGUCUGGAGAAAGUUGUUGAUGAUUUUCUGAAAUUCACCGGCGAAUUUGGUAAGUGGGGCCAAAAGACUGAGGGGGAUAUCAACAACCAGAUCAAGACCGCCCAGAAACAACAGCAAGACCUCUUGGACCACCUGAGCAGUCUCCAGGGUCGAUUGAUCGGCUUUGGUAUCGGUGCUGGCAUUGGCGUUGCCCUGAUCAUUGGCGGCUUCUUCGCCGGACCUUUGGCGCCUGUUUUCUGGGUUGCUGGCGGCUUAAUCACUGCUGCUUUUGGCAUUGGUUUGAUUGCCACCGGAAUCGACUAUUCCAACACCAAAGACGCUUUGGACGCGAAGAAAAAGGAGAUUGACAGCUUGAAUGCAAAGGUCACCUCCAUCCAAUCAGCCCGUACGACUCUCCAGGCUACCCUCACCGACGACGUUGCAUACAUGAAAGACCACAUGAACGCAAUUACAGGUGUUUGGGGUUAUUUAAUGGAUGAUACUGAAAAAAUUAAAAAAUGGAUUGAGGCGGGAGCGUCACUUGAAAAGAGCGAUUCACUCCCUCCUGCCCUGAAAAUUAGUCUUGUUGGCAAUAAAUUGUCUCCCGCUGUCGCUUUGUAUACCAAGAUCGGCGAAUACCUUUCCGAAUAUUCCAGUGGCAUGAUUGCCGCUAAUAUUCCCGAACCAAAGAAAUAA
Messenger RNA from Fusarium subglutinans, 1260 nucleotides. RefSeq lists its product as uncharacterized. The transcript has 6 exons. Lineage: Eukaryota; Fungi; Ascomycota; Sordariomycetes; Hypocreales; Nectriaceae. The coding region runs from base 1 to 1260 and encodes 419 amino acids. The record is from RefSeq and is a predicted model, not a curated record.